UCCAGCCUUCACGACCAACAGCGAGCCUCGGUCCAAACCCUAACCUUCCCUUCAUGUCGUUUGACAUCGGUUCCGCGCAACCCUCCCCGGCAUUCUCCGCUGCUCCUGUUUUUAACGGUGGUACGAUCUCCUCCGGCACUUUCGAAGAUGAGCCGCCUCUGCUCGAGGAGCUUGGCAUCAACACCCGUCAGAUCUGGAAAAAGACAGUAUCGAUCUUAAACCCCAUUCGCGUGAAUCCUAGUCUUCAUGAGGACGCCGAUCUCUCUGGCCCCUUUAUCUUUCUAAUGGCUUUUGGUCUCUUUCAACUGCUUGCCGGGAAGUUUCAUUUUGGGAUCAUCUUGGGAUGGGUUACCGUCGCUGCUCUGUUUGUUUACGUGGUGUUUAACAUGCUGGCCGGAAGGAGCGGAAACUUGGAUCUUUACCGGUGUCUGAGCCUGGUGGGAUACUGCAUGCUUCCAAUGGUCAUCUUCUCGGCGAUUUCUCUAUUCGUGCCGCAUGGUGGAGUCGUGAUCUUUGCUAUGGGCGCCGUUUUUGUUCUGUGGUCGACGAGGAUGUGUACGCAGCUUCUGGUGGAGCUGGCUACAGGUGGUGAGGAGCACCGAGGACUAAUAGCCUAUGCUUGUUGGCUAGUCUACAUGCUCUUCUCUCUGCUUGUCAUAUUUUGAUAGCAGUUUAGUUCAUGACCUUGAAAGCUGGUAGAGGAUGCGUAUUCAAAUGACUUCUUGGUACUUUGCAGCUUUGGUAGGAAGUUUCUAGAAUAUUC
Messenger RNA from Phalaenopsis equestris, 763 nucleotides. RefSeq names its product protein YIPF5-like. Gene Ontology annotation, biological process: vesicle fusion with Golgi apparatus; endoplasmic reticulum to Golgi vesicle-mediated transport. Lineage: Eukaryota; Viridiplantae; Streptophyta; Magnoliopsida; Asparagales; Orchidaceae. Gene Ontology annotation, cellular component: trans-Golgi network; membrane. The coding region runs from base 54 to 665 and encodes 203 amino acids. The transcript has 2 exons. The record is from RefSeq and is a predicted model, not a curated record.